AUGGAGCAUAAGGAUCACACGGUGACCCCGUUGUCCCUACUGGACACCGAUCUAUACAAAUUUACAAUGCAGCAAGCGGUGUUGCAACAUUUCCCCGGCGUCGAAGGCACAUACAGGUUCACUCACCGCGACAAGGACGUGUACUUCACUCGCGAAUGUUUCGACCGCUUCAGGCGCUCUGCGGCCCAGUUCGACAAGCUCAAGCUCACGAAGGAAGAGCGCGCGUGGUUGGAGAAGGCUUGCCCUUACUUCGAAACGUCGUACCUAGACUACCUGGAAGCGUACCGUUUCAACCCCGAUCAGCUGCGUCUGCGCUUCGAACCCAUUCCGGAAGACAAGGAACGGAAUGAACGAGGCGAUCUGAGUGCGCGCGGCAGGAUUCAGAUCGAGGCAGUGGGCCCAUGGCAAGAAACCAUCCUCUGGGAGGUCCCGCUCAUGGCCUGUCUGAGCGAAAUCUACUUCACAACGGUUGACACGGACUGGGAUUACGAGGGGCAAGAGGAUGCUGCCUACCAGAAGGCGACGGUGCUGCUCCAGGCUGACUGCGUAUUCAACGAGUUCGGUACUCGGAGAAGACGUUCCGCUCGCACGCAGGAGCUUGUCUUGCAGGGCAUCCUUCGCGCGGAGCGCGACCAUCCAGGAAGGGGAAAGGUCAACGGAACUAGCAACGUAUUCUUCGCCAUGAAGUUCAACGUCAAUCCCGUUGGGACUAUUGCCCACGAAUGGUUUAUGGGUGUGGGUGCGCAGAAGGGGUAUGAACAUGCUAACGGCACAGCACUCGAGCUAUGGGAGAAGACAUAUCCCAACGCACUUCUUAUCGCGCUUACGGACACGUUCUCCACCGAAGCAUUCUACAAGGACUUCCUGGCCAACAAACAUUUCGCCGAACACUGGACAGGCCUGCGCCAAGACUCUGGGGAUCCUUUCGUCUACGCGCCGCGUGCGAAGGAGAUAUACCAACAACUCGGCGUAGACCACACCAAGAAGAUCAUAAUCUACUCCGAUGCGCUUAACGUGGAUAAAGCAUUGCAGCUGAAGAAGCAAUGUGAUGAGUUGGGCUUCAAGUGUGCCUUUGGCAUCGGGACGUCGCUGUCGAAUGACUUCAAGAAGAAGUCGAGCGGUGGUUCAGAGAAGAGCAAGGCUUUGAACAUGGUCAUCAAGCUCUCGUCAGUGUAUGGCAAACCAACUGUUAAGAUUAGUGACGAAAUUACGAAGAAUACCGGAGAUCCUACCACGGUCGAAUACGUCAAGGAACUAUUUGGAAUCCCGGUAACAAAAGAAGACGAAGUCAGCUGA
Messenger RNA from Dichomitus squalens LYAD-421 SS1, 1296 nucleotides. RefSeq names its product nicotinate phosphoribosyltransferase. Gene Ontology annotation, biological process: NAD+ biosynthetic process. The coding region runs from base 1 to 1296 and encodes 431 amino acids. The record is from RefSeq and is a predicted model, not a curated record. The transcript has 10 exons. Lineage: Eukaryota; Fungi; Basidiomycota; Agaricomycetes; Polyporales; Polyporaceae. Gene Ontology annotation, molecular function: nicotinate phosphoribosyltransferase activity.